Molecule: messenger RNA, 393 nt
Organism: Cavenderia fasciculata
Lineage: Eukaryota; Evosea; Eumycetozoa; Acytosteliales; Cavenderiaceae
Product: UPF0041 family protein
Exons: 2
Coding region: 1-393 (130 amino acids)
Biological process (GO): pyruvate import into mitochondria
Cellular component (GO): mitochondrial inner membrane
Source: RefSeq, a predicted model, not a curated record
AUGGCAUCAAUUUUAAACAAGUUUGUUGGUAACCGUGUUGUAUUUAGCAACAAGUUUGUACUUGGGUUAUGUGAAAAGUUCCCAAAGCUCGCCUUUCUCAAUGAUGUUACCAAUCUUGCACCAAUUAUGAAAUGGUCAUUAUCAAUUGUACCACUUUCACAAAUGAUUUCUGGAAACAAACCAGCUGAUAAGAUUGAUCUUCAACAAACUGCUAGUUUAUUCUCUACUGGCACUAUUUGGACCUACUAUGCCACUUUAAUUCAACCGCAAAAUGCUGGUACUCGUGCUUUGGCUGCUUGCAAUGCUGCCAUGGCCAUUUGUCAUGGUUCCAAUUUAUAUAGAAGAUAUCAAUUUGAUAAAGAAAAGGAAAACCAACAACAACCAUCAUCCUAA